GAGAAGCGCGUGAGUUUGGAGACAAAAACACUCCAACAAAAAUAAUUCUAGAAGUCUCUCCUAUCAUCUCAUAAAACCCACUCGAAAGCAUCACCUCAUCACUCUUGCUAGCUAGGGUUUUAUCUGCUUUACUCAAACUCUCAAGCAUUUCUAGAACCGGUGCCCAAAGAAAAAUAAAUAAAUGGCAACAGCACAGUUGACAGCAUCCUCAAUUUCGGUUUCAGCAAGGAACUUGUCUUCCUUUGAAGGAUUAAGAGCUUCUAAUGUUAAGUUUGCGUCUUUUAAACCAGCUGGUGGCUUUGCUCUUUCUCAACGCCCUUUUCGGUGCUUGGUAGUUAAAGCUGCCACUGUUGUCGCUCCCAAGUACACGUCCAUUAAGCCUUUGGGUGAUAGAGUGCUGGUGAAGAUCAAGACUGUUGAGGAGAAGUCUGAGGGUGGCAUCUUACUUCCAUCUUCUGCCCAAACAAAGCCUCAAGCUGGUGAGGUGGUUGCUGUUGGAGAAGGGAAGUCGAUUGGGAAGACCAAGCUGGACAUUUCUGUGAAGACUGGUGCCCGGGUUGUAUAUUCCAAGUAUGCGGGGACUGAGGUGGAGUUCGAUGGCUCAAGUCAUCUUAUACUGAAGGAGGAUGAUAUUAUCGGCAUCCUUGAGACAGAUGAUAUCAAGGAUCUUAAGCCACUGAAUGAUAGAGUAUUCAUAAAGCUUGCUGAGGCAGAGGAGAAAACUGCUGGAGGCUUGUUGCUGACAGAGGCAACUAAAGAGAAACCUUCUAUUGGCACGGUGAUAGCAGUUGGACCUGGACCACUUGACGAGGAAGGUAACAGGAAGGCACUAUCCGUGUCCCCAGGAAGCACAGUUUUGUAUUCCAAGUAUGCUGGGAAUGACUUCAAAGGGAGUGAUGGUGCUAACUACAUCGCAUUGAAAGCUUCCGAUGUAAUGGCUAUACUCUCUUAGUUGUCAGUAUUCUCUACAUGUGUGACUGUGUUUUGUGGCUGAGUUGCCUCAGGGCUUACGGAUUGUGAUUGUAGUCUUUGAAUGUAAUUUGAACUGCUGGAUUGUUUGAAUCAAUUUGGAGCACAAAUUCUCACUAA
Messenger RNA from Populus nigra (black poplar), 1089 nucleotides. RefSeq names its product 20 kDa chaperonin, chloroplastic. The record is from RefSeq and is a predicted model, not a curated record. Bases 182 to 952 code for a protein of 256 amino acids. Gene Ontology annotation, molecular function: protein-folding chaperone binding; transition metal ion binding; protein folding chaperone. NCBI's taxonomy places the organism in Eukaryota, Viridiplantae, Streptophyta, Magnoliopsida, Malpighiales, Salicaceae. Gene Ontology annotation, cellular component: chloroplast; mitochondrial matrix. The transcript has 6 exons. Gene Ontology annotation, biological process: positive regulation of superoxide dismutase activity.